This is a messenger RNA of Homalodisca vitripennis (glassy-winged sharpshooter), 792 nucleotides long. Its product is annotated as sphingomyelin phosphodiesterase-like. The record is from RefSeq and is a predicted model, not a curated record. Gene Ontology annotation, biological process: ceramide biosynthetic process; sphingomyelin catabolic process. Bases 1 to 792 code for a protein of 263 amino acids. Gene Ontology annotation, molecular function: acid sphingomyelin phosphodiesterase activity. NCBI's taxonomy places the organism in Eukaryota, Metazoa, Arthropoda, Insecta, Hemiptera, Cicadellidae. Gene Ontology annotation, cellular component: lysosome. The transcript has 5 exons.
AUGAAUAUUGUGGUUGAUGAUGAAGUAAGAUGGAGCAUAGACUUCCUCUAUAUGACUGGAGACUUAAUAGCGCACAACAUUUGGGAAACAACUAGGGAAGAAAAUAUCAAACAGAUACGAGACCAAGCUGCUUUAUUUUAUGAGGUUUUAGGAAAAAACAUAAAGAUAUUUCCAGUGCUGGGAAACCAUGAACCACAUCCAGCCAAUAUUUUAGCACCCCCAAAAAUAGAGAAUUACUCAGGAGAGUGGUUGUAUGAAGCAUUUUUUGACUCCUGGUGUAAACAUUUUCCAUCUGAGGCAAAGUCAACUUUUAUGAAAGGAGGGUACUAUACAGUAACGCCAACUCCUGGAUUUAGAAUUAUUGGACUCAAUUCUUUAUUUGGAUAUGUUUUUAACUGGUGGAUGAUCCUGGACCCAAAAGAUCCAGCUGAUCAGCUUCAGUGGCUCAGAGAUACACUAUUAUUGGCAGAAACCAGGAGAGAGAAGGUCCACAUAUUGAUGCACGGCCCUUCCGUGGAAACUGACACCCUCCAAGUUUGGAAUCGUGAAUACAACAGAAUUAUUGAGAGGUUCCAGUCAACAAUAGUAGGACAGUUUCUUGGCCACACCCACAGGGACCAGUUCUACGUGUACUAUUCCCCCAGGACCAACAAACCUGUGUCGGUAGCAUGGAAUGGAGGAAGUGUCACUCCAUUCACAAACGUCAAUCCUAACUAUCGAAUCUACACUAUCCACAAGCAAACAUUGGUAAAUCAACGCUUUAUUUUCAAUGCUGUUAUUGAAACAUUUUGA